AUGAAGAAGUUUGAGAAUUUUCUAAAACUUCACAAAAUACUUCCUAAAGUAACAUUGCCAAUAAACAAAGAAUUAUUAGUUACCACUUGUAAAUCAUUAAUAGAAAUUUUAGAAGAUACCCUUGUCAAUGUAGGUAUAGAAGAGAAUAAUAUUGAAACAGAUGACAGCACGGACAGUACAUUAUUUGAACCUGAUUAUAAUAUUAGUUUGUACAAAUUUAAAGAUAAUAUUAUGAAUGACUACUUUGAAAACUUAGAAAUUGAACGCACUAGCAUGAUGCUCCAUUUGAAUGUCAACGUUGAUAAUUUUAUAGACAAUAUUUUUGAUAUAGAAAAUACAGAAAAUGUGCCAUGGACAUUAAAUGAAGAUAUAACACGCCCACACGGUAUCUUAUGUAUAGCUGAAGAGACAAUGAUAUUAGUUCCUCAAGAAGUGAAAACUAUAUUUCAACUUUACUUUCCUAAAGUAGAACUUUUUGCUAAAAACACCAAACAAUGUAGACGGUGUAAGGCAUAUUAUAAAAAUGUAUUCAAUCCGAGAAUGAUAAAUUUUAUGAGUGGUGCCGUACAGAACAAAUAUUUAUUUCCUUUAGUAUGUGAUAAUUUAAGACCUUAUCACACGGUAGAAAAUGUUCUAUAUUUUUGCAUUCCCAAGGACUUAAUUAAAUCUUGGCAAACAUUUGUUGCCAACUCUCGUGAAAAACUUAAGCCCAUAAUGAUUAAUAACAAAUCCCUCCUUUACCAAGAUCACAAUGAAUUGUUAUUUGAGCCAACAUCUAAUUUUGUCGCAUCAGAGCAUAGUGUAUCAGUGAUAAUAACUAAAGAAAAAUGGUGA
Macrosiphum euphorbiae (potato aphid) is the source of this 834-nucleotide messenger RNA. Lineage: Eukaryota; Metazoa; Arthropoda; Insecta; Hemiptera; Aphididae. The record is from the annotation of a GenBank genome assembly.